CCUCAAGACUAACUAACCAAACUAAACUUUUUUUUUUUACCAGUACGAGGAGAUGGUGAAACACAAGAUACAGAUAUUUGGUCGGAUUAGACCCUCGAAGAGAACUGCGGCGGUGUAUUCUGUGAACAACGAGGAAGAGACGGGCGCCUCUCUGGAGUUCGUGGUGCCCAAAGACCUGGCUGAUGGCUUUGUCAACAAUAAGAGGGAGUGCUACAAGUUCAGGUUUAAUUCGGUGUUUGAUCAAGCAACGAAGCAAGAAGACAUCUUUGAAAACAUCGCCAAGCCCGUUGCAGACAGUGUUUUGGCUGGCUACAAUGGCACCAUAUUCGCAUAUGGCCAGACAGGAAGUGGGAAGACCUUCACCAUCACCGGAGGGCCGGAACGGUACGAUGAUCGUGGAAUCAUUCCUCGCAGCCUGUCCUACCUGUUCGAACGCCUCAGCCAGGACAGUCGCAUGGUUUCCACCAUCCACAUCUCCUACCUGGAAAUUUACAACGAGACAGGAUACGACCUUCUGGACUCGCGAGAUGAAACUUCCCGGCUGGAGGACUUACCAAAAGUAAAGAUCGUGGAAGAUCCAGACCAGAACAUCACUCUGAAGAACCUCUCGGUGCAGCAGGCAGCGAAUGAGGAGGAAGCUCUGAAUCUGCUCUUCCUGGGAGACACCAAUCGAGUCAUAGCUGAGACCCCUGUCAACCAGGCCUCCACUCGCUCCCACUGCAUUUUCACCGUGCACGUCUGCAGACGAGAGCCCGGCUCGGUCACCCUGAGGCGGUCCAAGCUCCACCUGGUGGACCUGGCCGGAUCAGACCGAGCAAGCAAGACUGGUUUGGACGGGCAGCUGCUCACCGAAGCCAAAUACAUCAACCUCUCCCUUCAUUUCCUGGAGCAGGUCAUCAUUGCGUUGUCGGAGAGAAAUCGCUCCCAUAUCCCGUACAGAAACUCCAUGCUGACGCUUGUGCUGAAGGACAGCCUCGGAGGCAACUGCAUGACCACCAUGAUUGCCAAUAUGGCAGUCGACAAAGGGAAUAUUGAUGAGUCCAUCUCGACGUGCCGAUUCGCUCAGCGUGUGGCUCUCAUCAAGAACGAGGCAACACUGAAUGAAGAGCUGGAUCCCGCCCUGCUCAUUGCACGUCUGAAAUCAGAAGUCGUGUCACUGAAAGAGGAGCUGGCCAUCGUGACAGGAGUGCAAAGAAGUGAUCAGCUCACCGCGGAGGAGAUCCACAAGUUGGAAGAGCUGGUCAAGGCUUUCCUGGAGAACCCUGAUCCAGAGGCGACGCUGUCAUUAGGACCAGACAUGAGAAAAAUCCACCACUGCUUCUCCAUGCUGAAGGCACUGGUUCUGGACAACCAAAGAGGAACAAAACGACACCUCAAUGAGCCGGAGUCACCGGCGGUCCAGAAAGAAGACGGUGAAGAAAGCCGCCUGAGAGCAGCAGAAGUGGACAAACUGAACGAGAGGCUGAAACAACGCGACACUGAGAUCAGUAUUCUUGUUAAAAUGCUGAAGAAGGAGAAAACAAGAGCCCGGGAUGCCAUUGCUCAACUAGCCAAUAUCACCAAGGACCAGAGUCUCUCCUCUCUGAGGGACUCGAUCGUCUCACUGACGCCGACGGAGGGAAGCAUCGACGCCACGCCGGAGGUCCGUGGAGGGCGCGCUAUACAGCACAUGAGGAAAGGUCCGACUCUAUCGAUGGGAAAACAAGAGGCCUUUGAGAUAUUUGUGAGGAAUCGGGAGGACCAUCUGACAGUGGAAGACAACCUCACUCUACUUAAACAACGCGCCGCAGAGGCCAAGAAGCUCGGGGUGCAGCUGAACGACGCCAGAGACAGAAUCACUGAGCUGAAGAAGCAGAUAGAGCAUCGGAGGAAACAGAAGGCAGCUCACACCGUCCUGGAGAAUCACUCUGAGGCCGAGGAGGAAGAAGACCCAGUGGAAGAAAGGUUGCACAAACACAUUGAGCAAGAAAGAAAGACUUGCAAGAGCACCUUCGGUCGUCUGAAGGCGCUGCGGACAGAGAUCGAGCAUCUGCAGCUGUUGCUGGAGAGGGCAAAGGUGAAGCUCCACAAGGACUUCCUGAAGUGGUGGGACCAGCAGGCUUCCCAUCUGCAGGAUGCUGAGUCAGGGGAUGAAGCGAGAUGCCGCUCAGCGUCGCCCACCGGAACCUUGCCGCCUCCUUCACCUGGCCCUCUGGGAUCGGGUGUUUCUGAACUGAGCAGUACUUUGAAAGACUCUUCCAGAGGUCAGGACCCUGAUGUAGAGUCUUUUGUUCAAGAUGUCAGAAGUAAUGGCCCUAAAAGCAGAAGCGUACCUCACUCACCACCUGCAGUCGUCUGGCAGAACACACCCGCAGACAGGAAGCUGACCGAACCUUCUCCUUCUUCUGAGUGGAGGGCGCUUGACGCCGCCGCCACCACCCCCUCCUCUAUCCCCCUGACCGGAGACCAGCAGGUCGACGCUGACAUUCUGGCCUUUGUCCGGGCCAGACAAAACCUCCUCAGCAGGACUGGAAACACACACAAGUGACUCCUCUGAGGGAUUCCUGUGGCUUGUUUACCUCUGGAACUGAGCUGGAGUGUCACCCAGGAUAACGGACUCUGGACGCCGCUCUGCUCCGCUGUCAGACCUGAAGGGUGAAGUUUUACUGGUGUCAGUUGUGAAAACACUGGAAUUACAAUCCGAUAGCAGUCAAAAUGAAUCCACAUUAGUGGAGAUGAACCGUCAGUACACAUUGUAAGAGGUGGAUCGACAGUCUUUUGGUUAUCUAUGAAAUUUACUUGCAAUUGUUAUGAGUAGAUAUUUGUAUAAAUGAUUUAUAGUCGUAAUGAGACCUCCUUGUAUGAAAUUCUUAAAGCAUACAAGCAUGUGUGUGGCACAUGCUGUACAUUGUGUAUUUAGAUCAAUAAUGAUUCAUGCUCACAUUGAGCAUAUAAUUGAUGGUUAAUUUUGGAGAUUAUUAUCAAUUACCAACCAAGACUUGUAUCUCUAUAACUCACUACAGUGCGUCUCCAUGGGUCUGUAAUUAGAAUCUUUCUGUCCAAAGCCGUGGUUAGAAACCGACCCAAGGAGAGACAACCUGUUGACAUGUUUGCAUGGCUUUGCAUUGGUUUGUUUGACAGAUGACAGGCGGCAGCCCGCUUUGCAUCCGGGCUUAGUUGCUUUGGAGAGAAAUUCCUGUCUGGACUCCAGGGUGUGUGUUACCGCUCCAAGUUACUUCAGUGACUUUUAAUCACUCAGAGUUGCAGAACUGAGUUAAGCGAAUGACUCCAUUGUUUUAAGAUUAGAGGUAACCUUUCAUGAAUUCCCACAUUUUGUUUCUGUCGAAGCUCCUAACCUCUUCCACUGCAGUACCACUCAUCCAUGAUGAAUUUAGUUGGUGUUGGCCACUUGACAACCUACCAAUCACCACUUCACAUGGGGUCCAAGGUUCGAUUUCAGUUCGAUUUCAAUCUUCAACUUUGGCAGUUUCCCAGGAUCCCCUCAAAGGAGCUGGAAAAACGUGGAAGAAUAUCUGAGUUACUCACUUCUUUUGCCCUUCCUGGAGGUUCACUGAAACAACCCAAUGAAAAUAAAGUGAGUAAAAAAGACAAAUGAAUAUUCACUCUGAAGGGACACACUUGGCCAUACUUCUCAAUCACUGAAUUUAAGUCCCGGUUUUCCUUUUAGUGUCAUUGUUGUAUAAACUGGAGCAGCUCGCCCUGCAGUCCCUCUGGGAAUGAAUCAGUGGGUUGAAGUCAGUGGGUUUGAGCGUGGGAUGGCAAUGACCCGUCACUGCCUGUUUGUCAGUUUUCUGAUCUCUUAUGCAUUAUAUUCCACUGUCAGUGGUAGAUGAUUGGUCAAUGUAUGUCACUGCUGCUACAAUGGAAACAUAUUCAAUGGACAUUUCUAGGA
Messenger RNA from Salarias fasciatus (jewelled blenny), 3892 nucleotides. It is a transcript of the gene kif6, whose product is annotated as kinesin family member 6. The transcript has 23 exons. Gene Ontology annotation, molecular function: microtubule motor activity; ATP binding; microtubule binding. Gene Ontology annotation, biological process: microtubule-based movement. The coding region runs from base 53 to 2527 and encodes 824 amino acids. NCBI's taxonomy places the organism in Eukaryota, Metazoa, Chordata, Actinopteri, Blenniiformes, Blenniidae. The record is from RefSeq and is a predicted model, not a curated record.